Molecule: messenger RNA, 354 nt
Organism: Ceraceosorus bombacis
Lineage: Eukaryota; Fungi; Basidiomycota; Exobasidiomycetes; Ceraceosorales; Ceraceosoraceae
Source: the annotation of a GenBank genome assembly
AUGUUCGGAGGUGCGUUCAUAGUCAAAUAAUCACGAUUGUGGCGCAGUCAUGCUCGCAUUACUCCACGUUUCCACCCGCACUUGGACAAUGCUCAUGACAUUCACUGUGACUUUUGCUUCGUCCAGGUCCUCCGCCCCCACCAAGCGCGCUCGAAGUGGCAGCCAUGAGAGCCCGUGCGCAUGCGACCCUCAAAAGCUUCGUCACGUACGCCGCGGGCCUCUAUGCCAGUGAGUGUUCUCGACGUGAUGUGAUGCCGCUCUCCGAUUUUGGGUAUGUAGGUAGCUGACCAGGCGACAAAUUCACCCCACAUAGCUCCCUACAUCUUUCACUACAUCGGCAAGCUCUUGCGCUAG